UCCAGAUGUCUACUACACAUGUCAGUGUGAUAUCAUGUGGUGCAUCGUGUCCCGUAUAGUAUGUGGGUUACGUCUUCUAUUUAAUUUACCAUCUAGCUCAUGAUAUGUCAAACACUAAACAAAUGAUCGACACUCUUUGUUGCUUGUGCAGCUAUUGAGACUUGGUUUCUGUUGAUAUGUCAGUGGAGGAUCUGAGCGCAAAAUUGUUGCAAAAGGUUGCUGCAUUGCCUGCCUGAUAAUUUGCAACUGUUGGGCUAAAUUUAGCAAAACAGACACACCCACGUGAUUAAUGAUAUUCAUUGAUAUCAACUAUUUCCUGUUUGAUUAUUUAUAAAUAAUUACUCAAACAGGAAAAUUGUUGAUAUAUAUAUGUUUGACUGUGGUUUUGCGAGCAGUUGCAAUUAGCCUCGCCCCAGACGCAGUGUGGAUUGCAGCCCCGGAUGCACCGCCAUCACCACGUGGUGACUUUUAUCAUUUUCUACGUGAAGUACACCAACAAGUCUCAAUGGCUGCAGCGCAAGCAGUAGGAACUGUGAAUCGUUACGUCUUUUGUAACAACAAAGGAGGAGUGGGUAAGACGACCCUCUGCUUUCAUGCGGCAACUUGUUAUGCUGAAAAGAAACUAUCCCAACAAAAUGUCCUUGUAGUGGACAUGUCUCCACAGAAAAAUCUUUCCAACCUCCUUUUGAAAACAAUGGCAGAUGCUGAAUUCAAAGCAGAUGCUACAGUCACUCUGGCAACAGACAAUCCACCCAGGACAAUAUUUGGGUACUUACAACAGGAGUUUAAACUGGAACAGGGAGGAGUAGCUGCUGGUGCUGGUGCUGGGUAUCGACUUUAUGGUGAUGGUCUAGAUAAAUCUGAGAACUACUUUGUUGUUCAAGUAAGGCGCUUCAAUUAUCAAGUUGAAGACAAUCUCUACCUUCUUUGCGGUGACUUGAGACUAGAUAAUAUAUGUAAGGAAUUGGAAAGCGAGAGGCAGGGUUCGUGCUUUCAGUGGAAAACCAUCACUUUCUGUCUUGACAAGUUUAUCAAUGAGUUUACUAGACAACAUUAUUAUGACAAACCGUGGGUUGUGUUUAUUGACACGAGUCCUGCUUUAGCGCUUUACACAGAAAUGGCCUGGGCAGCUGCAGAUAAAAUGAUUAUACCUUAUAAUAAUGAUGUCUUCUGUACGGGUGCAUUGGAUGAUUUGUUUUGGAUGAUCUAUGGAAUUGGAAACGAAGAACAUUACACCAUGGGUGAUUACUCUUACGAUAAGGCAUUAGAAGAAUGUGGAAUGACUAUACGUGUGCCAAGAAUUUGUCUUAUCAUCAACAACAAAACAACCACUUAUAGCGAGAUGCCUGCCAAAGCUUUUAGACUUCAUGAAAUGAAAAAGAAGAUUAAAUUUCUAUAUAAGAAAUACCCAGGCUGCUUUGUUCAAGAGGCCUGCUUUGAACGUGUCACACUUGAUAUGUGUGAUUUCCACACUCCUGGAGUAGUGUCUCUGUAUAACAGUUGUCCGUUCUACAAGAUGAGAACUAGUCGGUACAACUUCUAUGGAGAAAGACUACGAGUGAAUACAGACAAAAUUAAGGACUGUAGGGUUGGAAUUGAUGCUCUAGUGGCGAAGCUCUGAGUUUCUACAGAAAUGAUGCAAACUAAGAUUUUGCCAAUUUAUUCUAGCCUUUACUAUUAGUGCAAGGUAAUUAGAAGUAUUGUAGCUCUGGAGUGGCCAUUUUUACUUGCCAUUUGUUUGUAAGCUUGCUACUAAAAAUACUACAUACCAGGCACUACUGACAUUACAGAUCACUUUUUAGAUAUUAAUACAUUCAGCAAGAGAUAUCCA
Corticium candelabrum is the source of this 1831-nucleotide messenger RNA. RefSeq lists its product as uncharacterized. The record is from RefSeq and is a predicted model, not a curated record. The coding region runs from base 506 to 1621 and encodes 371 amino acids. The transcript has a single exon. NCBI's taxonomy places the organism in Eukaryota, Metazoa, Porifera, Homoscleromorpha, Homosclerophorida, Plakinidae.